AGUCGAUGUUUGCUCGUCCGUCGGUAAAGGUGCCGAGUCGCGUGGCUUCGCGCCGUUGAAAACAAACCUUGUUUUCCCAGCUGCUCGAAAGCUCGUCGCGUACACACAACGUAUCCGCGAGCCGAAGGGAACCGGUUGACGAGUGACGGUCCCAAUUAAAUUCCAUUCAGUGAAGCAAUUUCCACAGUGCGAACGCUAUAAUCGCGAAUCUUGUUCGAGAAUUCUGAAUAUAAAUCGUCCAGCUCUGAAAUCAUUUAGACCUGAAAUCGUUUAGGUCUGAAAUCAUUUAGAUUUGAAAUUGUUUAGAUCUGAGAUCGGCAGGUUCUGAAAUCGAUUAGAUCUAACAUCGUCCAGAUCUAAAAUCAUCUAGAUCUGAAAUCAUUUAGAUCUCAAAUCAUUACCGACCGAGCGAUCGGUAUACGUAUAGGGUAAAUCGAUCGCGUCCCGUUUCUUCGGCGAAUUCUGAAGAGAUCCGGCUGCUUAGAAGGAAUAGGGUCAACUGUUGUGGACAGCCUUGGAGAGAUAAACAGAACUUCGAGACCGAAACAAAAUAGCGUGAGUGCAUUCGGUGCAUAGUGACGUUCCGUGAAGCAGAAGAAGGCCCUGGUUGUCGGCGUUCGAGAAGAUCGAGGAAAGAUCCAUCGCGGAGGAAAAGGAUCACGGAGACCGGAAGCGGUCGAGGAAGAAGCUCCGUCAGAUUAAAAUCGGUCGAGCUGCGGAGGCCGUUGGUGAAAAAUCGGCGAGAUCGCUCGAAUUCGAAUCUUUUCACCGCCGAUGGGAGUGAGAGGGAAACUCGAAGGGCGGAAAAAUGAUCACCGUGCCGAUAUCCGCUUCGAGUCCUUACAUGAAGGUUACGUCCUACAGCGAUGCGAGCGCCAUUGGCAAAAAGCCUGCAGUUCAGCAAUUCCUAAGAGACAUGAAGGAACACUCAGCCUCGUCCCGAUUUGAAGGCAGGGAAGUACCUCAAAGGUCGCAGAGCAGCGCGGCCAGCUUGAUGUCCUUAGGUGCUGACAUAUCACCUAGUUCUUCCCAUUUCUUUGAGGUACUUUACGUCGGGAAAAUCAAAGUAUCGCAUCCGAAGGUAUCGGAGGCCUUUAUCGACGAUGCACUGGUACGGUUUCGCGUUCACGGUCUCGAGAAAUCGAGACCAUCUACGACUAAUCUUCUCACGGAGUACCAACGUCAAUCACUUCUAACGUCUUCCAAUAACAGGAGAAACAGCACGGAAUCUAGUGCUAGCGAGACAGGAAGCAUAGAGAACGUUUGUGGAAGCGGCAUCAUAUCACAGAUCAAUCCAUUGGGAGUACCGUCGACGCUCACCGGCUCCGUCGAAGUCUUCCCGAAGCCGCAAAAUGCCAUCCUCGCGGAGAAAGAUGAACGAGAAGGGAACCGAGACGCCGUGAACAACAAUUCCAUGCAAGUGCCAGAAGUUAUGCGCAACCGGGCCUCGUCCACAGGCAGCGUGUUGAAUUCUAGAAGGGAUUCCAUGAAAGCCAGCGACGAGCACAACCGUACCAUGCUCUUCCAGGUAGGUCGACAUGAUUUGAGAUUGAUCAGUCCAGAUAGGAAGCAGGUACUCCUGCAUAAACUGCUGAGGGAUGUAGCCAGUUGCGUGCAGGGUAUCAAGAAUCCCGAACACUUUGGUUUCAUUUGUAAGGAGAACAAUAUAGAAUGCUUUAUCGGCUAUGUGUUCAAGUGCCAGUCGGAAUCGGUCGCAGACGACCUUGUCGCUGCGAUUUCGCAAGCGUUUGUCGGUACAUGCGAGGUUCCGAGAAAGGAAAGGUACUCUGUGUUUUCGUGCGAGCACUGUCCCAUGUAUUGGUACAGCAAAUUGUGCCAGGAAGUCGAAGGACAGAACGACAGGAGGACCCAGAGCAUAAUCUUCUCGCGGAUGGAAUUGUUGCCCGAGGACGAGCAGGAAAUCGUAGUCAGCAAGUACAAAAGCGCCGAGUCCGCUGGCGGUACAGGGACAACUUUACGCGAGCAAAAUCAGUUUUUAAUGAGGCUGCUGCACGCUCACUGCGAGACGAAACAAGCCAGGCAUGUUCACGAUACGGCCGAGAAUAGGAGUGAAUUUCUCAAUCAGUACUUAAGCGUGGGCGUUGGAAGCGCCAUAUUCAAGAAAGCGAAACGAUCGCUUACAAAUAGUUUUGAUAACCUGAUGAAGAGGAAGGGUUCGCGGGACGACCUCGGCCUUGGCCCGCAUUUGAAGGAUUCGAGCCACCUUAACACUGUGAUAAAAAGUGGUAGCCAAAGCCCAGAUAUUUCGCGACAGCCAUCGAUAGUCGACAUAUCUCCGGACUCUAGCAGACCAAGGUCGUUGAGAGUUUCUCCGGAACAGCAAUUAACUGUGAACACUGGACCAAAGAGUUCUAUGAUGGACAUCUUCCUGAAGGUAGGAAACUCACCAAAAAUGUCGCCAACAGAAGCCGACGGUAACAACUCCGUGCAGUCGAAUAGUUCUUGGAGACAAGCAAUAUUGAACCGUGUUGUAACUCCUAAUAAAGAUCACGAGAAAGAGAACGAUAAACCAGGAAAUAUCAAUAUUAUGAAGUCGCCUCAGACACCUGCUAAGCGUAGAACGAAACAAGAACUUAGAGAUCUAUGGAAAAAGGCAAUUAAUCAGCAGUUGAUACUUAUUAGAAUGGAGAAAGAGAACGCAAGGCUCAGAGUGCGUCAAGAGGAAGCGACUGUUAAAAGAAUCAAACUAGAAUACGAUGAACUUAGUAGUUGCGCACGCGAAUUAGUGGAAGUAUGGGAUCUUCUUGUUAGCAAAGAGUCGAGAGUCUCUACGAAAUGUGAUAAUCAAAUGCUGUUGCAUGCUAUAAAGCAGGGCGUACCCAAAGGAAAGCGAGGAGAAGUAUGGCAAUUCUUAGCCGAGCAAUUCUGCUUGAAACAGCCGCCCAUAGACACACGCGAUUUUCCUAACUACAACACACCGUAUGAUCUGCUCCUAAAGCAGCUUACGUCCCAACAACACGCUAUUCUUAUCGAUCUGGGCCGAACGUUCCCAAAUCACCCGUACUUCAGUUCAGCCUUAGGACCUGGACAAUUAGCGUUGUUUAAUUUGCUGAAAGCUUACUCCCUAUUGGAUCACGAAGUCGGCUAUUGUCAAGGGCUCAGUUUUGUUGCCGGCGUUCUCUUGCUACAUAUGUCAGAAGAUCAAGCGUUUUUCUUGUUGCGUCAUCUGAUGUUCCGAAGAGGUCUAAGGAAAUUAUAUCUACCAGAUAUGGCGGCGUUGCAAUUAUAUUUGUAUCAAUUGUCCAGAUUGCUACACGAUAGGCUACCGGCGAUUUACAACCAUUUUGACAAGCAUGAGGUCUCGCCCACACUAUAUGCAGCCCCAUGGUUGCUAACGUUAUUUGCAAGUCAAUUUCCACUGGGUUUCGUGACCAGAGUAUUUGAUCUGCUCUUCCUGGAAAGUACAGAAGUACUUUUCCGGGUGUCGAUGGCGCUGUUGGAGGAACACCAGGAUCAGUUGCUUCGUUGCGACAGUUUCGAAGAAAUCAUGGAAUAUCUGAAGACACAAGUGCCAGCUGUGGAUAAGGAAAUUCUGGAUCGCGUGAUGAAGCGUGUGUUUUAUCCUGAUCAAGAAAUCACGAAGCAGCUGAAUGAGUACAGAGUAGAGUACCAAGUGUUGCAAGAAGAAAUGAUAUCGGUGAAGCCACAAAUUGAGAACAUGGAGAAAAUGAAGCAUCUGAACAAGCAAUUGACGCAGGAAGUCACGCAUCUGAAUGAACAACUCGAGAUAACAAUGAGCAACUUGCAUCGUUUGGAAACGACUCGUUCAGUGCAACAGUCGACUCUCCUCAAAUUGGAGUCUCAAAACCGUAGUCUAGAGGUGACCGUUGCAACACUAGGCGCCUUCAUUCAACAAUUAUCUGAAACCCGUCCAGACAUUGAAUAUCCAGGCGAGAUUCGUCGAAUAAUAGCGCAGCUUAGUCUCGCGGAGAAGCGAAGAGCCGCGACGGGAAGGUCAUAUCCUCUGAAGGUGAUUGAGGACAACAGUAAAUACGGAAUGAUCAAGAGCAACUCCACCGGAAGAGAGUCCCACAACUUCUUGAAGAACAACAAUAUGAUAGACGCUCCGUAUCCUCUGAAAUCAACGUUAAGCCAGCCGAAUCUGGCCACCAAGCUCGAAAGGGUGUCCUCGUUCUUUUCUAACUCGCACAACCAUAUACAGAAGCAACGAGCACAACUAGCCGCCCUGAGAAACGAGUAUUCGAUCGAACAGCCGAUUCGAAACGACGAGAACGAUCCGAAGACGGUCAAUAUAGACAUCCAGAUCACCGACACGGUGAAUUCGAGCAACGAGCAGAUCCCACAGAUCGAUAAUAAUCAUCUGAAGAUACAAGAAGUCAACCUGGAAAAGUCGGUCUCGCUACCAUUGAAUAACAGGAUGAAGUUGAAGUCAUCAAAAUCGGCAUACGAGUUGGGAUCAGUCAAAAAAGUAUUAACCACUAAGCUGGAGGUCACGACAGACGAUGACUUGACAAACCUAACAGGAACGAUGCAUCCUCUGGACACUUGUAGCGACGUGAACUUCAAGUACGGUGGAACCACCAAGCUGAAGUCUAUCAAGCCCACUAGGCUUCCAAGUCCCAUCGGACAAGAAGAAAGCGUCAACAAGAACGCUCAAAGCCAGAACGUAGAAACACUGAACAGAUAACAAUUACUAAUGAUGUUACGUUCAAGGAAGAUACCUUGGAAGGUAACUACCUUGAGGAAAGUAUAUCCCACAAACUAACUGUACAAUGUGUUUCGUCCCGCGUUACUCUCUCGUACAGAGUGUUUCAUUUAUUUUGAUAGCUUGGAGUAGUUUCGUUAUCUUUAAUAAUACCAAGAUAGACCAUGUAAGGGGAGUCAUUUAAUUCGAGGAGAUGAAUAUUAUAAUUGCCAGCGCUCUUCUCUCACAGUGAAUUGUAAUAUUCGUUUCUGUGAUUUUAUUCUUUGUGUAAGGUACAAUAUUUAAAAGCGGCGGAGGUAUUUCAAAUUGUUAGGAUAAGUGAACCACCCUGUAUACACUCAUACACUUUUGAUACAAUGAUCGAUUUUCAUUUUUUAACGAACGUUGCCUCGGCGGAUUGUCGACCGAACCGCCCAGGAUUCGUACUUCCCCUUUUACGAUACUUAUACCAAUGAUUUUAAUACCUUAUUGCGAGUGGAAGAUUAGAGAGAAUGAGAGAAACAGAGUCAAUUUAUAAUAUAUUAAAAUACGAUUACUUGAGGAUAUUAGUAUAUAAAUAUACGUAUAUAUAGAGAGAAAUUAGGAUGAAGCUGUGAGAUAAGUUAGUACCUACUAAAAAUAUUUAUCUAUUUCGCAUAGUGAAUAUCCAUUUUGACUAGUAGGAGAGAGUAUAGGGAACAUUUAUACGAAUAUAAUAUAUACGAUCUUGCCGAUUAUAAGAAAUUUGUUUUAAAUAACAGUAACACCGAGAAUUCUAUUCAACUAUGUAACACGAUAGAAUUUUGUAGCGGAAACUUGUAAAGUAUAAAAGUUUGUAGAUGAUGUCGAUGUGUUACUGUUGCAAACUAAAUUUCUUAGAGUCCAGCAGAAAACGUCGUAUCUGUAAGUUAAAUACGAGCAUCAGAGUGUACUGUAGGUUGUUGCAAAAAUAAUAGGAAUUCGUGUAAGAAUGUAUUCACUCUUUGUUCGGACAACGAUCGAUCAUCCGUUGUUGGCACUAAAGCAUGUUCAAUAUCACAUGUGCAAAUGAAUGAUUCAAUCAAACAUCUGAAUGGCCUUUCGAAGCUGUUCGAAAGCUUUCCGUGAAGCUUAAUGCUUAAAGCGUUAUAACAGUUACAGAAACUACAUUAGUCUCGAUUAAACAAGAGAAAAAAAAAGAAAAAAAGUUCCUAUUACUUUUGCGUGAACCGUCGCGAAAAGUGCCAAACUUUCCAAAACGAAUAUCAAGAAUUGUGACUAGCAGGUAGGGAAAACAAAGUGUUUUAUUAAAAGGAUCAUCAGAGAACGUGUAACUAUACCGUGUAUAAUUGGGAGACGCAUAUUUAUAAAAUAUAAUUUAUAGACUAUUGUGCACUGAUUCGAGGGAAUCAAGUAUUACUAUUUUUGCACAAAAUGAAGCCUUGUGAUAUCAGGGAUACAAUUAAUGCCAUUCAGCAUUGUAACAGUGACGGAUCGUGUUACCAUUUUUUCCGAUUACAAAAAAAGAAAGAAAAAUUAAAGAAUACGAAGUCGACAAACUAUAAUAAAUACUCAGUAACGUUGGCGGCGAGUGUUAUCAAACGUUUAAUUGUCAACUAAUCGCGAUUUAUUCGUCUCGAAUGUGAAGAUAUAUUUUCGGUCUCGCGACAACAGUUUCAUAUUGGAGAAGAAAAGAAAAUCGAGACCGAGCAAAGCACGUUCAAUAAACGUUUGUAUAGUAAUUGUUAGGAACUAUAAAAUAUUUUGUAGCGUUCAAAUUUGUAUCUUCCAAUUAGUGAUUUGUACGAAUAGAUUUUAGACGUUAAUUAUACAUUGUGAUUGAGAAUACAGAAGUAAAGAUAUAACCCCAGUUUUCCGAAUAUUUGUAGACUUAAUGGACACGUUGUUACUGUUAGCAUAGAAUAUAGUUCGACACCGUUUACGCCCUCCGCUCGUACAUUUGAUUGUGAUAGCAGCGAAUGUAUUUCCUUGAAGAGAGUAUUUUGAAUGACAGAGAAGAAAACGUCACAUGAAUUUAUACUGCUUUGUAUACAUCGAGAAAAUUCAUAAAAUUUUCUCCGGCUAUUGUACUGAAAGUUUUACAUCUUUGUCACCAUAUACACAACUUCGAAAAUCGAAUGAAAAUUACUGGAGCCUCUGUUAUAUAAUCCCAGAAACAAGACACACGGAGAAGCGUGAAAAAGGUGAACCUCUUUUAUAAACUUAUAUAAUGUUACUUUAUUAUCCUGUACGUGGAUUAACAAAUCAAAAAUGUGCAAUUCACUUUUUGACAA
Messenger RNA from Megalopta genalis, 6939 nucleotides. RefSeq names its product PTB_TBC1D1_like and TBC domain-containing protein plx (gene plx). Lineage: Eukaryota; Metazoa; Arthropoda; Insecta; Hymenoptera; Halictidae. The record is from RefSeq and is a predicted model, not a curated record.